Molecule: messenger RNA, 1034 nt
Organism: Ziziphus jujuba (common jujube)
Lineage: Eukaryota; Viridiplantae; Streptophyta; Magnoliopsida; Rosales; Rhamnaceae
Exons: 5
Coding region: 236-757 (173 amino acids)
Biological process (GO): vacuolar protein processing
Cellular component (GO): intracellular membrane-bounded organelle
Source: RefSeq, a predicted model, not a curated record
UAUCUUCACCUUCAGUCAAUCCCUGUUGCAGUUUUCCUCUCUUCUUUGAACAAAAUAAAAUACUCUCAUCUUCCCCCAAAAAAAAAAAAAAAGCCCCAUCUUUGCUGGAUUUCUGGUUGAAGAAGAUAUGCAAUACGGCAGCAUAUUGUUUGUCUCUUCAGAACUGAUUUCUUCAUAAUCAAGUUUUUGGCGGAUUAGAUUGCGAGCUUUGGCGUAGGUGAUCGGCGGGCGAGAAAUGGCGAAUCAAGGUGCAAAGAAGCGCAAGGAAGAGAACGCUCGCCACAUGGCGAAUCUCCGUCGCCUCAUAAUCGCCUGCAAUGUUAUCUAUGUCUUAGUAAGGAUGCUGAUUUUCCAUUCAAGUUUCACAUGGAAGCAUUGGAUUGGUCUAAUUGUCACAUCAGUGGCAUAUGCAAUCCCCUAUCAACAACUUGCUCAAAUGGCAAAACCUGCUUAUGCUGGUGAUGGGGAACUUAUGGAUGGUGGAUUUGAUAUGACUACAGGUGGAGUUUGUGGCUAUUUACAUGAUGUAAUUUACAUUACGAGCUUUGUGCAAGUGUCGUCCAUCAUAUCCGGAAAAUUUUGGUACACAUAUCUGGUGAUACCAGCUUUUGGAGCGUACAAAUCAUUUGGGUUCAUUAAAGGAUUUUUGUCUCAAGGGUCAGAGGGGGGCUUUGAGGAUGAAAAGACACGGAAGAAAAGGGAAAAGAUGGAGAAAAAGGCAUCAAGGGUCAAGUCAAUCAAGACAAGAAACAAAUGAUCUUUUUUUCGAUUAGAAAACUAGUGAAUGCGUGAAGUUGAUUCCCUUUAUAUCAUAGAUUUACUAAUUUUAGGGAAUUGUCUCUGGAAAAUGUAUAAUAUUAGCAGGGGAAUAUGUAAUCUGCAGCAGAAAUAGGGACCUCUUAUUCUGGUGCUUUGUUUCUUACAAUGAAUUGGCAUUUUUUGGCCAAAGUACGAGCAUUAUGCUCUACGAAUAAGGUUUCGAUUAAUUUUGAGUGACAAAAGUUGAGAUAAAAUCCAUUGAUAUCUUAGCACAA